UUGGAAACCCUAUGGGGCAGUUCUACUCUGUCCUGUAGGGUUGCUAUGAGUUGGAAUUGACUCAGUGGCAAUGGGUUUCAUUUGUUUUUUUUUGGUAGAUGUGGGUGGGUAUAUGAACCCUUGAGCUGAGCUUAAUGUUCUAAUUGGUUAUAUAUCCUUUUAUUUUUCAGAAGUCUUUUAUUACCUAACUUAUACCGUUAAGCUAAGCAGGCAUAUGAUUUGCCCUGAGGUCCUGGAUCAGAUGAAUUUGAGUGAUUUGGUAUUGUGGUACUUAUUCCUUUGUGAUUUUUAUCUAUGAAAACUUUUCCUCUCCUUUUUGGCAGUAGAUCUUCACCUUCUUCAAAUAAGAUAUUUUCUGUCCAUUAAUAACUUUUCUAUAGUAUUUCUAACUCUGGUUAAAGACUGUGUACUUGACAGCUCUGAAACAACUGGGGAUAUUUGAAGAGAUAGAAAAAGCAGAGAUAAGUCAGAUAUCUUGAAUGUACAGGGUCCGUGUAUUUAUUGGUUGGAAUCCUGCAGCUGUUCCUGUAGUUGAGCCAAGUGUGUUUGGAUCACUUGAAUUAGAGGCCAGGAUUUGUCUGUAUUCUGGAUGGCCGGUUCUAGCUUUACCUUGUGUCUUUUGCCAGUUUGACCAAAAGUCCCCAUUCAGGCUAAAUUGUAUUUAGUCUGUUGUCUUUGUAAUAUGAAGUAUUUGGAACAGAAGCAGUAAAAUUUGCUGUCUUAUUUUUUUUAAAAGAGAAUAACCAGAUUUUGAGCUUAGGUUUUAGUUCUGCAUAGAAAAUUUUCAAAUUCAUUUUUUAAAAUUUACUUUUUGCCUCUAUAUGUGUAAAUAAGACUGUUGGUUUUUAGUUUAAAGGACUAUAUUCAACAAACAACAAAAAAGCAGUUUACAGAACCAUCACAGUGGAGGGAGUGUUUGAUUUUCUGUUUAUGAUAAGUAACUGGGACAUAUUACUUGUUACUUUUUAAGGUAUUUUUAUAUUACAGAAUUGGCUGUCAUUGGGCUGCGGAUGCACUUCAUGUCUUGCAUUAGGUGGCACCUUUAUAAUUUGUAAGAUAUUUCAAUGUUUUAUGUAAGUUAGGCAUAUCUAAGCCUUGUUAAGUAUAAUAAGAAGAUAGGUGUAUUUGUGUAGGAUUUUAUAGUUUAUACAUUUUCUCAUUUAAUCCUUGUAAAUACCUCUAAGACUCAGAGAAAUUAAGUUACCCAGAGUCAUACAGCUUCUAGGACUAGUUGAGGGCUCAGACAUAGUUCUUUUCACUUCAAGUCUACUUUAAAGCUCUACAAUACUGCUUUUGUUGUACUGAGUGUAUUUGUAAAGGCUGCUGCCAUUGCUUAAACGUUACAUCACUGCACGUUAACUCCAGAUUCAGGUUAGUUAUAAGGUCUCCAGCAUCCUUUCUGAGGAGCUUGUAGAACUAUUUUUGUCUGUAGAAUUCAUUUUUAAAAAUUCUUAAAGUAUUCUUGAAGUUUGUUUUAACCUUUUUGUUUUUUUAAACUUCUGUGAACCUUGAAAGAAUAAACUGACAUUGGGAAGGGUGAUUUCUGAAGAGGCCGAGGGAUGGGGAAAAUUAACACUAGAGAGACUGUUGCAUUACCAAUGGAAAAUACAAACUAUACCAGUUAUAUUGAUUAGUGCCUUCGUUUUAGACCUUUUUUAUGCUUAAAGAAAAUGUUGAGUAAGAUUCUGGCAAUUGUUACCACAGUUUACUCGAGUAUUUUUAGGACCUGUGAAAAUACGGUACUGGCAGGAACCGAUAUUAUUCUCUCUUUAUCUGUCUCCUGUAAAGAAUAAAACAGAUACCUUCUGUAUAUCUGUUCUUGUCCUCUUUUCUUUUUAAGUGUAACUAUUAUAUUUUCAUCUUUAAUGCCAUAAGGAGGUAGCUAGAUCUUGUGUACAAUAACAGACACCGAAACAUGAAGAAUCUUGGUUAAACAUGAAGAAGGAUUACAGACAGAGAACGAGUAAUAUAAAACUAAAACGUCCGGUGCUCUUCAAACAGAAUCCUAGGCACAAUUGCUGCUAUAAUGUAUUGCUAAGGGAGUAUAUGAAAUUUCCUCCUCUGAAGGUCCUUACAAUGAGACGGUUUAAGCGGAAGCAUCUUACAGCCAUCGAUUGCCAACAUUUGGCUCGGAGUCACUUGGCUGUGACCCAGCUCUCCAGUCAAAGAUGGACAAACAGAGAUCCGAACCAUGGUCUCUAUCCUAGACCCAGAACAAAAAGAGGGAGUAGGGGUCAAGGACGUCAAAGAUAUAUCACUGAAUUCUUCCUAGCUGGCCGGCGGCAGUGCACCAAUGACAUGGCCAAAAGCAGUUCUGUUGGCAAGGACAACUAUAAGGACUCUGAGGGUGAAAUGAUCUUUCCUGCAGAGGGCAAUUAUGCCUUGCCUCAGGAAGGUGAUGGGGAAGCUAGAUUGGGCUCUUCAGAAUCUACUCUGCCUUCAAGGAAGCGGUCCCGGUCAUUUGAGGAAGACAGUAAUCAAGCUACAGGGACCAGCCAGUGGGAUGGGGUUUCUAAGAAAACCCCAAGGCAUCAUUUUUCCCUGUCAUGCACAAGGCCUAGAGAAGUUAGGCAAGAAGCAGAGGACUAUUUGUCACAGCUCUCUACAGAGUCUGGAGAAACUAACCAAGAAAUUGAGGACAUUGGUCCUGAUUCCAUUCCUGAUACAUACUAUGGGCUUCUUGGAACUUUGACCUGUCAAGAACCCCCGAGCCUCAUUUGUAGUCUGCCUAGUGAAGUCCUGAGGCAUAUCUUUGCUUUCCUCCCUGUGGAAGAUCUCUAUUGGAAUCUGAGCUUGGUUUGCCACCUUUGGAAGGAGAUAAUUAGUGAUCCACUGUUCAUUCCUUGGAAAAAGCUAUAUUAUCGAUACCUGAUGAAUGAAGAGCAAGCUGUCAGCAAAGUGGAUAGCAUCCUCUUAAACUAUGGCAUAGAAAAGGAGUCAGAGUUGUGUGUGCUGAACCUCAUACGAUACACAGCUACCACUAAAUGCUCCCCGAGUGUAAAUCCUGAACGGGUGUUGUGGAGCCUGAGGGAUCAUCCCCUCCUUCCUGAGGCAGAGGCAUGCGUGCGUCAACACCUGCCUGAUCUGUUUAUUGCUGCUGGGGGUGUCAAUGUGUGGGCUUUGGUAGCAGCCAUUGUUCUCCUCUCCAGCAAUGUGAAUGACAUACAGCAGCUACUCUUCUGCCUCCGGAGACCUAGUUCCACAGUGACCAUGCCAGACAUCACUGAGACCUUAUACUGCAUAGCUGUGCUUCUCUACGCCAUGAGGGAGAAGGGAAUUAACAUCAGCAAUAGGAUUCACUACAACAUUUUCUAUUGCCUGUAUCUUCAGGAGAAUUCCUGUACUCAGAUCACAAAAGUUAAAGAGGAACCAUCUGUUUGGCCAGGCAAGAAAACAACUAUCCAGCUUACAAAUGAACAACAGCUGAUUCUGAAUCAUAAGAUGGAACCUCUCCAGGUCGUAAAAAUUAUGGCAUUUGCAGGCACUGGGAAGACCUCUACUCUGGUCAAGUACGCUGAGAAGUGGUCUGAGAGCAGGUUUCUGUAUGUGACCUUCAACAAGAGCAUCGCAAAGCAGGCUGAGCUUGUCUUCCCCAGCAAUGUCAUCUGCAAAACCUUUCAUUCCAUGGCCUAUGGACAUGUCGGGCGGAAGUACCAAUCAAAGAAGAAAUUGAAUCUCUUCAAGUUAACACCCUUCAUGGUCAAUUCUGUCCUUGCUGAAGGGAAAGGCGGAUUCAUAAGGGCCAAGCUAGUAUGCAAGACUUUAGAAAACUUCUUUGCCUCUGCUGAUGAAGAACUAACUAUUGAUCAUGUGCCUAUUUGGUGUAAGAAUAGCCAAGGCCAGAGAGUCAUGGUUGAACAGAGUGAAAAGCUGAAUGGUGUCCUUGAAGCGAGCAGACUUUGGGAUAACAUGCGGAAGCUGGGGGAAUGUAAAGAAGAGGCUUACCAAAUGACUCAUGAUGGCUAUUUGAAACUCUGGCAGCUGAGCAAGCCUUUGCUUGCCUCUUUUGACGCCAUCUUUGUGGAUGAGGCCCAGGACUGUACCCCAGCUAUCAUGAAUAUAGUUCUGUCUCAGCCGUGUGGAAAAAUCUUUGUAGGGGACCCACACCAACAGAUCUAUACCUUCCGUGGUGCAGUCAAUGCUCUAUUUACAGUCCCACAUACUCACGUCUUCUAUCUGACCCAGAGUUUUAGAUUUGGUGUGGAAAUAGCUUAUGUGGGAGCUACUAUCUUGGAUGUCUGCAAGAGAGUAAGGAGAAAGACUUUGGUCGGAGGAAACCAUCAGAGUGGCAUUAGAGGUGAUACAAAAGGGCAAGUGGCCCUGUUGUCCCGGACAAAUGCCAAUGUGUUUGAUGAGGCUGUGCGGGUGACUGAAGGAGAAGUACCUUCAAAGAUACAUUUGAUUGGGGGGAUUAAAUCAUUUGGAUUGGACAGAAUCAUUGAUAUUUGGAUCCUUCUUCAGCCAGAGGAAGAGCGGAAGAAACAAAACCUCAUUAUUAAAGACAAAUUUAUUAGAAGAUGGGUGCACAAAGAAGGCUUUAGUGGCUUGAAGAGGUAUGUGACUGCUGCCGAGGAUAAGGAGCUUGAAGCAAAGAUUGCAGUGGUUGAAAAGUAUAAUAUCAGGAUUCCAGAACUGGUGGAAAGAAUAGGAAAAUGCCAUAUAGAAGAUUUGGACUUUGCAGAGUCAUUUUCUGAGGAUGAAUGGAAUUUACUGUAUGUUGCAGUAACUCGUGCCAAGAAGCGUCUCAUCAUGACCAAAUCACUGGAAAACAUUUUGACUUUGGCUGGGGAGUACUUCUUACAAGCAGAGCUGACAAGUAAUGUUUUAAAAACAGGAGUGGUUCGCUGCUGUGUGGGGCAGUGCAACAAUGCCAUUCCUGUAGACACUGCCCUCACAAUGAAGAAACUCCCCAUCACUUAUAGCAACAGGAAGGAAAACAAAGGUGGCUACCUUUGCCACUCCUGUGCAGAACAGCGUAUCGGGCCUUUGACUUUCCUGACUGCCUCCCCGGAGCGGGUGCACUCCAUGGAUCGCACCAUUGAAAAUAUAGUGCUGCCCAGACAUGAAGCCCUGCUCUUCCUUGUCUUCUAAAGCCAAGAUAAGCAGUCUGCAUGGUACAAAAUGCCUUGCUGUGGACUCCAAGUACUCGAAGAAAGCCUGUGUGGAGUAGGGUUCUCAUUCACCUGAGACUCUGAAUUCAUUCACAGAACAUUUUUCGAGGAAGAAGAAACCAACCAGAGUUGGAUCUGCCAUUUCUCCAUUCCUUAUAAGUAGCCAGUUUCCACUUGCCCACCCUCCAUAUGCACCAGGUUGGGGAAGUGGGGAAUGUUUUUUUGAUAAAAAAAAAAAAAAAAAAUUUAUGUAUUUAAACUUUUACUACAAGGUUUCAAUUAAACAGGCAUUAUAGCUCUGGCAUACCACUCUGUGAUGCUUGGCUUCAGCACUGUUGUUUUUGAGCUUUCUCUUUUUCCUUUUACUCUUUUGAUCAGCUCUGUCACUAUUCACAUGAUACACCAAGCAGAGUAUGACUUAAUCUCUAGGGUGAUAAUUGAGGUAUCAAAAAUGAGAUUUUAGUGCCAUGGGGGGUCAUGAGUGUCGGGGUACACAGUUUAAACAGAGACAGAUAACAUAAUACAUAAAAAGACAAGUACAAAGUAACAGUAACUAACUAGCCUUCUCAUUUUUCCUACAGGUAGAACUGAAAAUCAGAAAUACUAGAGAGAGGAAAUGGAGUUGGGCAGCCACUAUGAAAGGAAAGAGGGGAAUAGGUCGGGGAGAGAUGGGAAGGUGGUAGCUGGUUCACUGUGCCUGGGGAUGUGGGAUUGAUGUAAUAAAGCUACUCCUAUAGAAACCACCGAUGAAAAAUCCGUAUCACUUAGAUGUAUAUGGACCUGAUAGUUUUACAUUUUUGCCAUACAGCAGUUUAGGGAAUGCUGGUGGCAAGUAGAGGAGUGGACACAGCAUCGGACCUGUCUUGGAUUAUGACCCAAGGAAUUUGCCACGUUUUGUAUCUGAGCUGAAUUGAGCAGAGCCCAAGAGUAGACAUUAUAACUUCACUUGUUACAGUCUCCCUCUUUACCCCUCCUAGACCAGGGCUGUAGUGGAGCAUAGAAUGUGGGUCAGGUGAUUAAAGCAAGGAUGGUGUUGGAUUAGGCAGGUGUGGAUUGGGCCAGGGGUGCUUGGAAAAGGUGGAAUUCCAAAGAGUGUUUGUAUAUUGAGGAGAAUUCACAGAAUUGGACCUGAAGACAGUUAAGCUGCUUUAAUGAAAAAAGGAGAGGUUAUUUCAUUCACUCAGACCUAGCCUUAUCUGAUACUUAUAGAUAACUUAGAAUAAAAGAGAAGGAGAAAAGAAAAUUAUUUCAGUUUAGAUUAAUCAUAGUAUUCAGUGUCCUUCAAAAGAGGGAUUUUGGGAAAGAGGUGUCAAGAGAGGGAUCCAUUAACAUGUUUUCCAGAAAUCUGGUUUUGUGAAUCAGAGAGGAAGCAAUUUAUUUAUUGGAAGGGAAUUCAUUCAUUCAGUGAACCUUCAUUAAGCACCUGUUACGUAGCAGGUACCAUGUUAGAUCGUGGAUAUACAGAGUCAAAACAUGGCCCCUGACCUCAAGAAGAUUACAAUUUAAUAAGUAUGAUUAUAUUUUGAGGUGAAAGUUUUGAGAGAGGUAUACGUGAGUGCUCUAGGAAUAGAGGAAGGAUCUAUCAGGGAGCCCUCGUGGUGGAAUGGUUAAGAGCUUGGCUACUAACCUAAAGGUUGGCAGUUCACAUCCACCAACCACUCCUUGGAAACCCUAUGGUGCAAUUCUACUCUGUCCUAUAGGGUUGCUAUGAGUCAGAAUCGACUCGAUGGCAACGGGUUUGGUUUUUCUGGAUCUCUAUCAGAGCAGAGAGAUGCAUGGCUUCCCAAAGGAGGUGAUGCUUGAACUGUGUUUAAUAAUACUAGUAGUUUGUUAACUAUUAAGAGAGUGAAGGAAUGUUCUAGGAAGAAGGAACAACAUGAAAAAAAAAAAAAGAAUGUAUUUGGUAAUAGCACUACCAGAGCAAAAAGUACUGGUAUUUUGGUAUUUAUUUUGAAAAUACCAGAUUAUAGGAAUUAAUACUGGUAUUUCAUUUUUUAAAUGUGAAUACUUUUUAAAAAUCAGUGAAAUGAAAUAUUUGGUGUGUUUCAAAUAGUAAAGCAAUUUUUAAAAUACCCAGUAAAAAUAUAAACUUUUAAAUUAAAUCUUAAAUAUCUGUUACAUUUUAAUGGUUAGAUGAAAAGAAUGAAAGUAUUACUCAAAACUAUAAACUAAACAUUACAUGAAAAUGAAAAUCUAUUAGAUCUUUUAAAGGUACAGCUUUAAAAUAAAAGGCAUCAGAGUGUUUAUUUAGUUGUGAAUGUAUUUUUGUGCAAAAUUUUCUGUAGAGUUUUUUUUUUUUUUAAACCACAUUAAUUGGGAGAAUAAUAUAAGCUAGUACCAAAUAUUUUUCUCUGAUUUAUUAAUUUUUGAAUAAUCCUGUUAUUUGAUAACUGAGAGGAAAUCUUUUUGAAUUAUUUUAAAAAUAUGCAUUCUGUUGAUACCAAGCUCUAGGUUUUGUUUCAAAGAAAGCAUUUUUGAUUUGUCUCCAUCUUCUUUGAUUUUACCAUGUAUGUAGAGAUUCUGAUGCAGCGUUACCCAUAUAAAAAUAAAUGCUGUUAUGUCACAUUCGACUUGUUUAGAAAGGAUUUGAAAUAAAAAUUAUUCUUUCAAUAGAAAUGUUACAGUACCCUAGUAUAUUGUAAACUGUGCAUCAGUUUGUCUUCACAUAAAUUAUUUUAAAGAUAUAAAUGUUUCAGAUUCUAGAUUUUUUUUUUUUUUAGUAAUGAGAUAAUGGUAUUACAUCAACCAAAAUACUGACAUUCUGUGACAUUUAAAGUAUCUAUAUACCAAAGGUAUGAAAUGCUUGGGGAAAUAAGGGACAUGUAUAUGGCUAGAGCAGAGUAUGUAUACAGAAGUGGCAACCCUGAGAGAGGACCAGAUAAUAAAGGACCUUCCAUGCUAGGCCAAGAAAUUUGAGUGUUAUUCUGAAAAAUUACAGGAAAUCAUUGAAAGCUUUUAAGAUACCAGAUUUUCUUUUUAGGAAGAUUAUUCCAGUUGCAGUUCAAAGGAUGUUAUAAUAAGGUUAGAUAAAUUAAGGACUAAUGGUUGUAAUCUCAGCAGGAAUGAUAGCCUUUGGGCUGAGUCAAGGCCGUUGAAAUGGGACUGGUGAGGAGAGAGGAUGAAUACAGAUGAGCAGCAUUAACAUCACCUGGUGUCUUAUUUAUCUAGUGUUACUACUACAGAAAUACCACAAGUGGAUGGCUUUAACAAAGAAAUUU
Trichechus manatus latirostris (Florida manatee) is the source of this 8329-nucleotide messenger RNA. RefSeq names its product F-box DNA helicase 1 (gene FBH1). Gene Ontology annotation, molecular function: ATP binding; 3'-5' DNA helicase activity; hydrolase activity. The coding region runs from base 1936 to 5091 and encodes 1051 amino acids. Gene Ontology annotation, biological process: double-strand break repair via homologous recombination; replication fork processing. Gene Ontology annotation, cellular component: nucleus. Lineage: Eukaryota; Metazoa; Chordata; Mammalia; Sirenia; Trichechidae. The transcript is spliced from 20 exons. The record is from RefSeq and is a predicted model, not a curated record.